UGACAAAAGAAAAAGGAAAAAGAAGUUACAACGUGGCCGUUAGAUGUGGAUCUAAAAUCUAACAGCUCAUAUGCAACUCAAAACCUGUCGGACACAACACCUUUAUCCAAUGCUGAGUCACUCUUAUCCCUGCUGCCAAACAGCAACUGGAUUCUCCAAACCGAGACAAAGCUUCAAGAUCACGGCGAUGUUGUCGGAAAACAAACAGAGGAACCCUAGAAUCCUCUGCCUUCACGGAUUCAGAACAAGCGGUCUGAUUCUCCGUUCGAUUAUUACAUCCAAAUGGCCAGACACAGUCCUCCGAAACCUCGACCUCGAUUUCCUCGACGGUCCGUUCCCGGCCACCGGAAAAUCGGACAUCGAGCGGUUCUAUGAUCCGCCUUAUUAUGAGUGGUACCAAACUAGCAAGGGUUUUAGAGAAUACAAGAAUUUUGAAGAGUGUUUGGAUUAUGUUGAGGACUACAUGAUAAAGAAUGGACCUUUUGAUGGUCUUCUUAGUUUCUCCCAGGGGGCUUUUCUGUGUGCUGCUAUUCCUGGAAUGCAAGAACAGGGAACGGCUCUAACUAAGGUGCCAAAGGUGAAGUUCUUGGUGCUAAUAUCCGGAGCAAAGAUUCCUGGUUUGAGGUUUGGACAGCCUAAAGCUGCGGUUGGUGCAUUCUCAUCUCCUGUUCGUUGCCCUUCACUCCACUUCAUAGGGGAGAGGGAUUUUCUGAAAACAGAAGGUGAAGUUCUUGUGGAAUCAUUUGUAGAGCCAGUGGUGAUCCGUCAUACAUUUGGACACACUAUACCUAAACUUGAGACUGAAGCUGAGGAGACAGUGUUGAGCUUCUUCCAAGGGAUUAAGAAGAUGCUUUCUGAUGAAUCGUCUUCUCUAAGAAGCUUGAUGUGAUUAAGAGCUGCUCCCAAUAGGUUUCAAUUUGAUUAGAUGAUCUUACAAAUAUAAAUUUGAGAGGUGUGCUUGUUCUUUUUGCAUAUGUUUCCCUUAGUCUUUGUGUGGUUUUAGAUGUAGAUAAAAAUGAUACAGUUAAAUUUGGUUAUACCUUAAUACAAUUUCAACUAUUAAAUUUAGUAAAAGUCGUAUGAU
Eruca vesicaria subsp. sativa (arugula) is the source of this 1084-nucleotide messenger RNA. The record is from the annotation of a GenBank genome assembly. Lineage: Eukaryota; Viridiplantae; Streptophyta; Magnoliopsida; Brassicales; Brassicaceae.